AUGGGGGCUCAGGGACGUGACCGCGUCGGCUCAUGGUGCGUCGCGCUGGAGGAGUUGAUUAGUUCGCUACGAAGCAUCACAAGCCAGCAGAAGAUCCCAAGUACUCUCAUCACUGGCCGUCAAGAUCUAGGCUCCAUCCCGCACUGUGCAACACAAAUUCGGAGGUCUGGUACUCUGGUGCGCACGUUGCAGAGGAGAAAAAGGAAGACCACAUUUGGAGAUGGCAUAGCAACAGCAGCAAAUCCCUUAGCUCCAGGAGCACUUCAGCAACACGAAGACCGAAGGCGGGAUGCAUACUUGAGCACCUGUUUACCCAGGAAAUUAAUAUCUGGCACAGGAGAAUCUAUAAGAAAAAUGACCGGGGUAGAAGCUGCUGCCAUAUCUGCUUUAGUAUCUGGAACCUUGAAGGUUGUGGGCAACAAAUUAGCUCCACUACUAAUCAAAGAGUACAGCUCUAUAGUGGGUGUCAAGGAAGAUCUCCAGGAGCUCCAUGAUCUUGUUGAGGGGAUCAACUUUUGGCUGGAAAAAACAGCAGAAAAUUCUAUUGGAAGUACACAAUCAUUUCCUUGGCUGAAAAAACUAAAGGCUGAAAAACAUGACUCCAAUGGUGACAGUGGUAUUGUGUCCAAAUACCUGUGCACAAUACCAAAAUCAUUUGUUUUUCAAUGCAACUCAGCCAACAAGAUCAAGGCAAUCAAGAAGAGAUUUGCUGCAAUCGUGAAGCAAAGAACUGACUACCUAGCAAUAACAAAUAGUGUGGAUCCUCCUGUUCGACUUACGAACAUGAGAACAAAGGAGGUGACAUCAUUGCCUAAUGUUGACGAGGCAUUAGUAGUUGGAAGAGAUAAAGAUAAGCAGGAGAUAAUAUCCAUGCUUGAAGAGAAUGAUGAUCAACAGAAAAUUAAGAUAGUUUCGGAGAGGCAUUUAUUUGAAGUUAGACUAUGGGUUCAUGUGUCAAAAGAAUUUGUUGUCAAUGAUCUCAUCAAAAAAUUGUUUGAAGCUUUUGCUGACAAUAAUCCAGGAACCCAUGCCUUGCCUUAUAUGAACCAAACUAUCUCGGACAAGUUGAAGGGCAAAAGGUUUCUUCUGGUAUUGGAUGAUGUUUGGACCAACUCACGAGAUGAGUGGGAAGAAUUCAUGGUAUGUCUAAAGGUUGGCGCACCUAAAAGCAGGAUUUUACUUACUACUCGGAACAGAGAAGUUGCGGUAAUAGUGGGAUCCACCAACCAAUUUUACUUACCAUUCUUGUCUCCAGAUGACAGCUGGAAACUAUUCCAACAAAGCUUGGUAACACCUCCUACUGGUUGGGAUUUUGAAGAGGUUGGGAAAGCGAUUGUGGACAAAUGUGGUGGGGUGCCACUAGCAAUUAAAGUACUUGCAGGUGCUCUCCAUGGGAAGGAGCGGAUAGAAGAGUGGCAGGAUGUGAGAGAGAAAAAAUUAUUGAAUGUUGAUGGUAAAGAAGAUAGAGUAGCUGCAUGCUUAAGGUUAAGCUAUUCCCAUCUGCCAUUUAAUCUCAAGCAGUGUUUUAAAAUAUGUUCAUUGUUUCCUAAAGGUCAUAGGAUUGAUAAAGAACAAUUGAUUGACCUAUGGAUUGCUCAUGAUAUGAUCGCUGUAGAGGAUGGUGUUGAUUGCUUGGACUUGGAGCAUGUUGGCCACAACCACUUUGAGUCUCUUCUGCAAGUGUAUUUCCUACAAAACGUCUACGAAACAGAUGGGAGAGUGACAUGUGGGAUGCAUGAUUUGGUUCAUGAUCUUGCCUUGUCCAUCUUGGGUGAUGAAAUUUCACUUGACAUGCCAAACGAGGCAAGCAGCAGUACCACAAAGAGCUAUAGAUACUUUUCUUUGAUUAAACAGACAGAACAUAUGGCACCUAAAUUUUUUUUUAUAAAAGCACGUGCUGUAUAUAUGCCUAAGUAUGAAGAUUACAUAUAUGCCAUGGCAUUGAAGCAUGCAAAGCUCUUGCGCAGUGUUAUGGUGGGAUAUCUCAAUGCAGAAGGAGCUAACACCAUAUCUCAAGUUAAGUAUCUGAAAUAUCUUGCCGUUUCAAAACUAGAUUGUGAAAAACUUCCUGAGACUAUGUCAGAUGUUUGGAGCCUGCAAGCACUUCAUGUAACACGCAGCUCUUCACUUGCCGAGAUACCCAAAUCCAUUUGUAAGAUGAAAAUGUUAAGAACACUAAACUUGUCGGGAUGUAUAAAGCUAAAGAGUUUGCCAGAUUCUAUUGGUGAUUGUCAUAUGAUUUCAAGUAUUGAUCUUUGCAGUUGCAGUAAGCUUACAGUGUUGCCAGACUCUAUUGGUAAGUUGCAGAAGUUAAGAACAUUGAACCUAUCAUGCUGUAGAGAGCUGAAAUGCUUGCCAGAUUCCAUUGGCAGAAACAAAAUGCUAAGAUUGUUGAGACUAAGUUACAGCAAAGUUGAGAGGCUACCAUCAAGUAUGACAAAACUGGAAAAUCUGGAGUGUUUGGACCUUCAGGGUUGUCGUGAGCUAGUAGAGCUGCCUGAAGGCAUCGGCAACUUGGAUAAGCUUCAAGUUUUGAACCUAAAUUAUUGUACAAAAUUGGGAGGAAUGCCUGUAGGCAUUGGACAGCUCAGUCAACUACAAAAGUUGGGCUUAUUUCCUAUUGGUAAGGGAGAAAAGUUUGCUCGAAUGUCAGAGCUUGCAAAUGUAUCUAGGUUUGGUGAGGAACUAACAAUCAUAGGUAUUCAACAUGUGAUGGAUACGAAUGAUGCACACGAGGCAUGCUUGAAACAGAAGGCAAACUUACAGAGGUUGCGCCUAGAGUGGAUGGCAGAUUACCCAAAAGAGGUAGGCAAUUUGCAGGGUGGAUGCAAAGUCAAGUUGGCGGUGGAGUACAGGGCCCUGCUCCUUCCCAUUUUGAGGGAGAUGAGGCUAUGUUAUUUGCCGAACUUGAAGCAUCUAGAUGGGCUUGUCGACCUACCUUGUUUGGAGGAGCUUUGUCUGCUAAGGAUGCCUUCUCUUGAGAGCAUAAGUGGAGGCCCAUUUCCUUCGCUGGUGAAGUUGAAGAUGGAUUAUCUGCCUUGUCUGGGAGUGGUGUGGAUGGUACCAGAGACGACCAUGCCCGAUGUAGAAGAUGGGGGAGGCUGCUACAAUUUAACACCUCACUUGGGACUAGUCCGAGUUGGUAGCUGCUUAUCAGAGUUAGUGAUCAAUCGUUGUCCUAAGUUGGAGGUGAUGCCGCACCUUCCUCCGUCGCUGCAGCGCUUGAGCUUGCAUGGCAGUGAGCUGGUGCUGCAGUCACCAGGCCAAUGCCAGGGGUCUUCUUCGUCCCCCAGUUUUAACAAACUGAAGAAGCUUCAACUAUGGAAUGUGACAGGAUUAGGAUCUGGGCAUGGGUGGGAGCUACUGCAACACAUGACGGCACUCGAGUCAUUGGAGAUUCGUUGCUUCUCUGGAGUGCAAACCGAGGUGCCUGAGAGCUUGUGGAGCCUCACAUCCAUCCGGUCCCUGAAAGUGGACGGCUGGCCUAAUAUCCGCAUGCUACCCGAGUCGCUAGGGAAACUCCGGUCUCUACAAAAGUUGAGCAUCGUAAUCUGUCGUAGCCUGAUCAGCCUCCCCCAAUCAAUGGGAAAACUCACAUCCCUCCAGUUGCUCAAGAUAGGAUGGUGCCAAGCACUUCACCAGUUGCCCGACUGCCUCGGAGAACUCUGCUCUCUACGCAAACUCGAGAUUACAGACUUGCCAGAGCGGACUUGCCUUCCACAAUCCAUCUGCCGCCUCACCACCUCUCUUCAUGAGCUCACAAUCCUCCACUGCCCGGGCAUCAAAUCCUUGCCGGAGGGGAUAAAGGACCUCACGGCUCUGAAGCAAUUGAUGAUCUGUUUCUGCCCUGAUCUGGAGAGGCGCUGCAAGAGAGGAACAGGGAGGACUGGCACCUCAUCUCCCACAUCCCUGAUGUCUACAUUCAUGGAACUCGAGAUUAGAGGGUGCAUAGAGCUUGGCGAACUGCCCGAAUGCCUGGGUGAGCUCCACGGCCUACGCACGUUAACUGUUUGGCGAUUGGACAGCAUGACCUGUCUUCCCCAAUCUUUAUGCCGCCUCGCCACCUCCCUUAAAGAGCUUCAGAUCUUAGCUUGCCCAGGCCUCACAUCAUUGCCGGGGUGGAUAAAGGGCCUCACCGCUCUGCGGCUAUUGGACAUCGAGUGGUGCCCCGAUCUAGAGAGGCGCUGCGAGAGAGGAAAGGGGGAGGAUUGGCACCUCAUCUCCCACAUCCCCCUCAUCUACGGAUUGGUACCUGUGCAGUUUGCUUCCCUGGGCGUGUACGAAGACCGUAUUACUUAUGGGUAUCCAAAUAUCAACAGGAUUGAUUUGCAACGGCAAUUUUGA
Messenger RNA from Miscanthus lutarioriparius, 4344 nucleotides. The record is from the annotation of a GenBank genome assembly. NCBI's taxonomy places the organism in Eukaryota, Viridiplantae, Streptophyta, Magnoliopsida, Poales, Poaceae.